AUGUCCGAAACGCAAUUCGUUUGCGAUCUGUGCCAUCAGCGGUACUCCACCUUCGAGAUCCUGAUGACGCACAAUCGGCUGAGGCAUUAUCACACGAUCAAGUGUGGCUGCGGGUACUGCAACGAAACGUUCCGCAACGAGGACGAUCUGUACUGUCACUUUGUUCUAACGCAUCAUGUCGAUCCCUAUGCGCCCCGUGAAUCGCCCGACGGAUCUUGGAGCGCCAGUACAUCGCCUCAGGAGGGCAGUAAGGUGCGCGAGAUGAGCUCAGCAGACAGUCAACCGGCGACCGGCGGUGAAAGGUGCCCACGACUCUCCAACAGUGAAAGUGAAGAUGGAUCCGCGUACGAAGAUGACGACGACGACGCCGAUCAAGACGAUGAAGGGGUCGAUUUCGGGAUGGAACUGAACUACAACGAGCUGUACGUACGCCGGAAGCGGAGUGCCCUGACGCAGGAAGAAAUCGCCGAGCUGGCCGAUGAGUUCAAGAAAACGGUACAGGCCACCUACACGACGAAGGUGAAGUUCUGA
Molecule: messenger RNA, 531 nt
Organism: Anopheles cruzii
Lineage: Eukaryota; Metazoa; Arthropoda; Insecta; Diptera; Culicidae
Product: histone-lysine N-methyltransferase PRDM16-like
Exons: 2
Coding region: 1-531 (176 amino acids)
Source: RefSeq, a predicted model, not a curated record